AUGAAGUCUUUUGUCCUCUUCUUCACCGUCGCCAUCUACUGUAGCCAUGCUGGAGACUUGACUAUCGUCAACCAAUGCACUGAUCCGGUGUAUGUAGUCAAGACUGUCCCUGGCGGUUUGGAGACAAUUCAAUGUUAUCUGGCAGUCGGAGAGUCUUGUGUCCAAAGCUACACCACUGGCGUCAUGAACUUCCGUCACAACCUCGGAUCAGGUAUGUCAUCUAUUAUAGUAGCAUCUACUAUAAGAAUAUGUAUUAUGUCAUCUAUUAGUUAUGACAUUGUUUAUUAUAUUGUUGUAGGUCACACCAUCUCUGAGUUUUCCUUCGGCAACCCAAAUGGCAAUGACAACUAUGCCUUGAAUGUCAUUGAAGGCUUCGACAUUGGAAUGCAGAUCAUCCCAGAGAACGGUGGCCACGUAGCUGAAUGUGCUACUGCGUAAGUGACAGUAAUUAAACUUACAGUAACUUAUUUACAGUUUAUUCUCUAUAUUAUAAUCAUAGUACUGGACUUGAUAGUUCUAUUCUAAUAAGAUUAAUACUAUUGUAGUGACUGUGUCGACGCUUACCACAGCUCUACCGACAACCACACUUAUGGUGUACCGUCUGGUACCCCUUUCACCUUGAACUUGUGCCAAUUUGACGAUGUUGACUCAUCUUCUGUUGCUUCUGCUUCCUCAGCUCCAGCUACUGCUCUGACCAUCGUCAACCAAUGUACCGACCCUGUUACCGUAGUAAAGACCGUCCCCGGCGGUCUUCAGACCGUGCAAUGUCAAUUGGCUGUGGGAGAAUCUUGUUCCGAGACCUACACGACUGGAGUCAUGAACUUCCGUCACAACUACGGAUCGGGUGGGUUACUGUAGAUAUUGUUGCUCUUCUUGUGGUGAUACGUUAUAAUAUAUUUGUAGUAAUAUAUUAAUGUAUAUAAUAUGUUUAGGUCAUACCAUUGCUGAGUUCUCCUUCGGUAAUCCUAAUGGUAACAGUAACUACGAUCUAAAUGUCAUCGAAGGGUUUGACAUUGGAAUGCAGAUCAUUCCAGAGGACGGAGGGCACGUUGCUGAAUGUGCUACAGCGUGAGUAUUACUAUCAUUGACUUUAUAAUACUUUGCGUUACCGAACUACUGUAGUAUCAUACAACUAAUAUUAUGGUAGUGAUGUACUUUGGUACUUUUAUAGUAAGAUUAUUUACUAAUAUGAUUACUGUAGUUUUGCUUUAUAAAACGAGUAGUUAUUGAUAUGAUUGUAGUGACUGCACUGACGCAUACCACAGCUCAACUGACAACCACACCUAUGGCGUUCCUGCUGGAAACCCCUUUACCUUGAACUUGUGCCAAUUUAGUGACGCGUCUGGUACCGCCUAA
Messenger RNA from Bursaphelenchus okinawaensis, 1356 nucleotides. Lineage: Eukaryota; Metazoa; Nematoda; Chromadorea; Rhabditida; Aphelenchoididae. The record is from the annotation of a GenBank genome assembly.